This is a messenger RNA of Rhodofomes roseus, 1293 nucleotides long. RefSeq lists its product as uncharacterized. NCBI's taxonomy places the organism in Eukaryota, Fungi, Basidiomycota, Agaricomycetes, Polyporales, Fomitopsidaceae. The coding region runs from base 1 to 1293 and encodes 430 amino acids. The record is from RefSeq and is a predicted model, not a curated record. The transcript has 8 exons.
AUGCCGUACGCCUGGGACGUCUAUGCCCAAGAACUUCUCCCUCUGGGUCAUGGCUACCCUCUCUGGGACCCGAGGCCCGACGAGACAGCAGGCGAGAUCGAGAUCGGCGACGUCGGGUACAUCGAGGACGGCCGUUUCAGGCGCCUCUUCAACCCGACGCUCCCGCGGGACGACCCCGCAAACUGCGCGUGGGGCGUCCCGAAGGACUUCCGGCCGCUUGAGAUCGGCAACCUCAUCACGGAGGAGCAGCGUACACUUGGCGAUGAUAUCCUGUCUUGCAGGCAUGUGACGCAUGCGGAGGUCAACGCGAAGGUGGAAGUGGAGUCAGCGGCGGAUCUAGCCCUGAAUUACGACCGCGACCGCGUCCUCCGGUGCACUCCUUCCACCAUCAUGCACGACUACCUUCUGAAGAACUACAAGGCAUGGCAUCACUACCUGCACCACCAGCAGAAGCUCAAGCUCUCGAAGAAGGAUCUUGUUUUUGUCCACGGCUACACCAAGACGGCGAAGUGGGCCGGCAGCGCGUUCCAGAAUACGAGCAAGGAGGAGAGCGCGAAGAUCGGAGGAGGGCACGGCCCCGCGCAGACGUCAUUCUCGAUCGACCUGUCCAUGAAGGAGUCGUUGGGAGGAUGGACGAACGUCGGGUUGGAUGGGAAGACGGAGAAGAUGGACCAGUGCAUUUUCGUGCAGCACUACCAGUACACGACUCGCGAUGGCUUUAAACAGUGGCUCCUGAGGCACAAAACAUCGUUCGAGAACAUAAUCGGGAAAUCGCCGAAGCAACGGUCACACGAUUGUGACGAGGACGAGGAGGACCAGCACAUAGACAAGAAGCGACGGAUCGAUGCACCCAAGCGCGAAUCCGAGGACAGCAAUACCUUGUUACGUCUCAAGGGUCGGUUUGCAGAAGGCAUCUUCCGUAACGGUUCUAAGAUCGACAUUGCUGUGAUGGACACCGAAGAUCUAGCAAAGUUACUCGAAGAGAAGGUCACUAAACUAGAGUCAGAGCAUGUCGCGGCCCCGCUGGCCGCUCUUGUAGAGAGAGAAAUGGAGACGACAUCCAGUAAAAAGGCGGAGUCGGGAGAUGAGAGCUCAUCCGAGGGUAGCUCUGAUGCGAGCAAGAGUUCCCCAUCCUCGUCUGAGAUCCCGGCAAAGGGAAAGGGGACAUCGAGUACCCCACCGCCGCCGACGCCAGAUGCGGCGCUCAAGGACUCCAACCCGACCACCGAAAAGCGCUCGACCGAAGCAGAUGCACAUCCUGUACAGACUCGGAAGAAACCACGGGAGAUCUAG